Messenger RNA from Acanthosepion pharaonis, 1521 nucleotides. The record is from the annotation of a GenBank genome assembly. Lineage: Eukaryota; Metazoa; Mollusca; Cephalopoda; Sepiida; Sepiidae.
AUGCAAAAUGGCGACAUUGAAACGAACGCAGUCAGCCAUCAAAUUGAAGUGUUGCAGAAGAGCGGCAUUUUGUCAAAUUUGUUAGCACUCAAACCAAAUCGACAAUCUGCAGAUUGCUUUACUUUCUCUCUUUGUCUUUUGUCGUCUUCUUCCACCUCGUCUUCUUUGUUCGCAUUCUUUCUUCUGAUCUCUUCUUUCUCCUUCCCUUUCUCUUUCUUUCAUGACGCAUUUUUUCUUUUUCCCCUUCUUUCAUCUCCCCAUUGUUGUCUCUUUCUCUUCUUUUUUCUUUUUUCUCUAUUCUUUUUAUGGUUUCUUUUCUCUCUUUUCAUCUCGUUUCUUUUUCAUUUUCCUUUUAUUUUAUCAUGCCUAAUCUUUUGUCUCGCUGUUCCUUUCUUUUUCCAUUUUAUCCCUUUUCAUUUUAUCUUUCUUCUUCUUUUUCUUCUUCUUUUAUCUCACUUCCUCCUUUUUCUUUUUCCCCUUUCUUUUAUCUCUCUUCCUUCUUUCUUCUUCCUUCGUCCUUUUCCAUUUAUUCUAUCGCUCCUUCUUCCUUUUCUCUUCCUCUUCCUCAUUCUUCUUCCUUUUCCGUUUCUUUUAUCACCCUUCCUCUUUUUUCUCUCUUACCCGUUUCUUUUAUCUCUCAUCCUUUCCCCUUUCUUUUAUCUCCUUUCCUCUCUCUUCUUCCUUUUCCCUUUCUUUUAUCUCCCUUUCUCUUCCUUCUUCUAUUCCACUUUCUUUUAUCACUUUCCUUUUCUCUUCUUCCUUUCCCCUUUCUUUUAUCUCCUUUCCUCUCUCUUCUUCCUUUUCCCUUUCUUUUAUCUCCCUUCCUCUUUCUUCUUCUUUUCUUCUUUCUUUUAUCACUUUCCUUCUCUCUUCUUCCUUUCCCCUUUCUUUUAUCUCCCUUUCUCUUCCUUCUUCCUUUCUUUUAUCUCCCUUCCUCUUUCUUCUUCCUUUCCUCUUUCUUUUAUCUCUCGUCUUCUUUCUUCUUCCUUUCUCCUUUCUUUUAUCUCUCUUCCUCUUUCUUUCUUUCCUUUUUGUUUUUCCUCUCUUUCUCUUUCACCUUCCUUUUCUAUUUCUCAUCUUCCUUUUAUCAUUGCUAACGCAAGCCAUUUCCCCCAUCACCAUAUUCCUUUUCACUUGAAUCCUCCUAAUCAUCUUUUUCCAAUCUUUCUUCUCCUCCCCUUCCUCCUUUCUUCCUCCAUUUCAUUUCCUUCCUCCUCAUUCUUGUCAUUCCUAUCCGUUUUCUCAAUCUUUUUGUCGUCCUUUUAUUUUCCUGAUUUUUCCCUCACUAUUUUUUCUUUCUUAUCUCCUCCUUCUUCUCCGCCUCCUCCUCAUUCUUUCAAAUCAUCAUCCUUACUUCUUCAUCUCCUCUUCUCCAUUCUCAUCGUCCUUUUUAUUUUUCUCUUUCUUUUCCUUUUUUCUCUCUGGCCUUCUUUUCUACUUCUCGCCACUCCUCAUUCAUUCUUAUUACUACUACUACUACUACUCUCUUUGUUGUCUGCCACGACAAUAUGUCUUCCUUAA